AUGCACAUCUAUUUAAAUCUGCUCACAUCUAUCUAUCUAUCUAUCUAUCUAUCUAUCUAUCUAUCUAUCUAUCUAUCUAUCUAUCUAUUUCUCGUUUAUUGUCUUCUUCUUUUCGUCCACGUUUCUUCUUUUUCUUCUUUGACUCUUUCUUCUUCUUCUUCUUCUUCUUCUUCUUCUUCUUCUUCGUCAUCUUCUUCUUGUUUUCAACUUUUAUUUUCUCCUUCCGUUUCUUUCUUUUUCCUCUUCUCGUUCUUCUUUUUUUUCUGGUUGUUCAUUCUCCUCUUUUUCUUCAUCUGUUUUCCCUUCUUCUUCUUCUUCUUCUUCUUCUUCUUCUUCUUCUUCUUUCUCGUCACCAGUUUUCCCUUCUUCUUCUUCUUUCGUUGUUCGCUCUCUUCUUUUUAUUUAUUUAUGUUGUUCCCUUCUCCUUUUCUCAUUCAUUCCCUUCUUUUUCUUCUUCUGUCGUUCUUUUCUUCUCUCGUCGUUCGUUUCCUUCUGCCGUUCUUCUGCCAUUUUCCUCUUCUUCUUCUUCUUCUUUUUCUUCUUCGUUUUUCUUCUUCUUCCUCUUCACCCAUCUAUAAUUGUUAUCUCCCCACCCCCGCCCAACGCUCCCUCUCUUUUCACUUCUUCUCACUGUCAAAUAAACAGACUCAGUGUUAUUUUCUGUUAGAUUUCUUUCCCCCCCUUUCUAUUUCACUGGUUAGCUCAGUUAAUCUUUUGUUGUCAACUUCUAGUUUUGUUCCAAUUAAUUGUUUAUAUCUAUCUAUCUAUCUAUCUAUCUAUCUAUCUAUCUAUCUAUCUAUCUAUAGAUAG
Acanthosepion pharaonis is the source of this 810-nucleotide messenger RNA. The record is from the annotation of a GenBank genome assembly. Lineage: Eukaryota; Metazoa; Mollusca; Cephalopoda; Sepiida; Sepiidae.